This is a messenger RNA of Colletotrichum acutatum, 884 nucleotides long. RefSeq lists its product as uncharacterized. The coding region runs from base 77 to 607 and encodes 176 amino acids. The transcript has a single exon. NCBI's taxonomy places the organism in Eukaryota, Fungi, Ascomycota, Sordariomycetes, Glomerellales, Glomerellaceae. The record is from RefSeq and is a predicted model, not a curated record.
UGCAAAUGAGCCUAGAGUUGUAACAUAACCAAACAUUGCUCUGAUAACCAAAUCAACAAGUUGUACUGCACGCAACAUGAAGGCCUUUAUUUCUUUAAUCGCUUUUUUCUCUAUGCUUUCCCUCUCGACGGGGCUCGCACCAAACUACAUUUCGCGGUCUCCCACACCAGAACCCGCUCCAGUGCCUGGAUUCCUCGAUGGCGUCCUGGACGCCUUCUCCAAUGUUCUUCACGGUCUGAGCAAAGCUGGAAAGUUUGUUUGGGACAAGCUCGAUGAAGCCGAGCAGGAGUUGCUCGAAAGUGACAACCAACUCGUGAUUGACGGAUGCAACGUCGUGAGAUGCGGAGUGGAACUCGGCUUCACGUCUGUCAAGUGCCUCAUUGACGUUGUGGGUACCAAGGGCAUUGGACAGGCUGGUAAAAAAGAAAAGCUCGGCUGCUUGGCUGAAGUAAGUCAAUCUAAUGCUGUACCUAUCGAUUGUUAUCUUCUCAUGUGGCGGAGCUAUCAGGAUGCUGAUAAUUUAUUCGACAGGUCGCUGAGACGAUCGAUGAUAUUAAGAGCCAUAAGGUUUGCGAUAACUGCUGGGAUGCCAUCAAGAACAACGUAGUGCCCCAGGUAGAAGUGGUGUGAUAGAUAUUUGAGGGCGACAGCGAGGAAAAGUCAGAGAGAUAGGGGUUUGGCCACGAGAUGAGGAGAGUGGAAUGCAGAUUUGGCGUUACUUGGAUGAAUUAUCUAUUGGAUGUUAAGAAUUUUUCACAGUGUAAUUUGAUUCUCAAAUCGCCCGAUCAAGAAGAGCACGACCUUUUUCUUAUAAGUAUUCAGAGGCCUAGAAAAUUCAAAAAAGAGUUCACCACCGGUGUGGCUACAUCUCUUGGUGCUCAUGC